This is a messenger RNA of Labeo rohita (rohu), 5505 nucleotides long. RefSeq names its product rho GTPase-activating protein 30 (gene arhgap30). The transcript is spliced from 14 exons. The record is from RefSeq and is a predicted model, not a curated record. The coding region runs from base 495 to 4508 and encodes 1337 amino acids. NCBI's taxonomy places the organism in Eukaryota, Metazoa, Chordata, Actinopteri, Cypriniformes, Cyprinidae. Gene Ontology annotation, molecular function: GTPase activator activity. Gene Ontology annotation, biological process: small GTPase-mediated signal transduction.
AACAAACUCGCUGAAAAACAAAGACGAACGUGAUGCAAAACCUUACGAAGGUGUUGGAGGAAUCAAAAACGUAGCUGGAUUUUAAUCGAUCUUCUAGGUUUCUUCUGGAAAGAUAUGAAGAGCUUGUAGAAAGUGUGAGGGUGUGGCCUUCAACUUGUGCAAAACUCACUCACAAAGUAAGAAGAGGAAACGCUGGCACGCGACCCACCCCAGCGCUGGCACUCAGAUAUAUUUCAUAUCUUUGGAUAUGAAGCUUCCGUUCCGUCAAGUAGUGAUGCACAAUGUAGUUGAUGAGUGAAUGUCAGCGCAUGAGAGAUUCCUGCAGCGGCGCGAGGUGAGGAACAGGAUUAAACUCGUAUAAAGGCAUCGGAUAUUCUACAGCAGCCGUCAUGUGAGGUUUAACAACAGCGAUUCACACAAACACUCAUUCAAUCAUCUCACAAACACACACACACAAGGCCUGGAUGUUAGAGAGCAGGUGAAGGGAAAGCAAGAUGAGGAGAGGCCGGAGAAAAGGAGGCAGUCGGGACAAAGUGUUCGGAUGCGACCUGCUGGAGCACCUCAACGCCACCUCACAGGAGAUUCCUCAAGUGUUACGCAGCUGUAGUGAGUUCAUCGAGAAACAUGGGAUCGUUGACGGGAUCUACAGACUGUCUGGAGUGUCGUCCAACACACAGAAACUACGGAGUGAGUUCGACACCGAAGGAACUCCAGACCUGUAUAAGGAUGUGUAUCUGCAGGACAUUCAUUGCGUCAGCUCGCUGUGUAAGGCGUAUUUCAGAGAGCUGCCAAACCCUCUGCUCACAUACGAGCUGUACGACCGCUUCGCUGACGCAGUGGCGGUUCAGCUGGAGGACGAACGGCUAGUGAAGAUUAAAGAGGUCCUGAAGGAUUUACCAACUCCUCACCACAGGACUCUGGAGUUUUUAAUGCGUCAUCUGGUCAAGAUGUCCACAUUCGCCUCUCAGACCAACAUGCACGCCAGAAACCUGGCCAUCGUCUGGGCUCCGAACCUCCUCAGAUCGAAGGACAUCGAGUCGACCGGUUUUAACGGCACCGCAGCGUUCAUGGAGGUUCGUGUUCAGUCCAUCGUGGUGGAGUUCGUUCUCACUCACGUGCCCGAGCUUUUCCCUGGACCUGGUUUGACUGUGGAGCGCCGGAAGUCCCUUCCAUCUCCCCAAAUACUAUCCAGUCCGGAAGACCCUUUCUUCAAGUCUUUACCGUUACACUGUCCAGGAAACCUCAGUCCAGGAGACGGACCUGUGCAAAUGCGUUCUUACCACGCUAUUAUUGACGGCACUGAUAAGAGGAAGGGCUCCCUCAAAGGAAGGAAGUGGAGAUCCAUCUUUAAUUUGGGCGGGAGACUCCAAGAUCCGCGCAAGAAGAACAAAUACUGUCCUAAAGAUAAAGAAAAGACGGCUUUGAGGCCGGCGAAGAGCAUGGACUCCCUAGCCUCAGGUCCUUAUGCAGUAGACGAUACCAAACAUCCGGCAGCUCUUAUUCCUCCCCUGGUUCUGUCCACGGCGUCGGGCAGCUCAGAGGGUGUGGCUUCUGUCGGCGGGGGCGUGUCUAGUGGAUAUGCGGUGACGUACAGGCGAACGGGCGGAGCUCAGGUCAGCAUGGUGAGCGGAGGGACUCCGGGCACCUAUAGCCGUCUGGAGUCUGGGGGCGGAGCCAGCGGAGCUGAGGGGGCGUUGCAGGGCGUGACCAGAUCACCCGGAUUGACCAGCAAAGCAGAGCGGCGUGCCGGGAUACACAUAUCGGGACCGUUUUCUGUGACCGUCCCGCUUCAUAUAACGUCUGGACUGGCUCUGGGUGUCCUGCACGGUGGCUGGAACGAGAAGGAACAACCCCUGCAAGGAGACGAAGCUGAAGAUGAGGACAUUAAGAGCACAGGAACAGAGACAGAGUCCACAGAUGGGAAUCCACAGAGCAAAAGUGAUGAUGUUCAAGAGAGGGAAAGAGAAAGCAAGAGCAAUGUGGAAAGUCAGGUGGAUUGUGGCGAGGAUAUAGCAGAGAUUACAAGAAAGGAGAACGACGUGCCAGAAAAAGGAGACACACCGAGUGGGAAAGAAGAAGCAGAGAAAGAAAAUCUGAGCCAGAAACAAGAGCCUACGAAGGAAAAUGUAGAAAAUAAACAACCACAAAACAAAGAGGAAACCACAGAAGAGGAUUACAUGGAUAUGAGAGGUAACCACCAUCAGGAACUUGCCAGUCCGCACUACUACGAGGACAUGGAGUUUCCGGAUCUGCCCAUGGAUUUCCAGGAAGCUUUCGGGUUUCUGGACUCAAUUGACAGCUGUGCGGCACAUCAGGUUGAGUUCUCAGUCGAGGCGCCUUGUGAAAAUGAAUAUGAGGAAGAGGAGGAUGAGAACAAGGAUAAUCAUGCCAUUUCCUGCUCGUCGCAAAACUGCACUAAUGACUGUCAAACACCUGCAGCCAAUAGCAGCAGCCCGUCGUUCACACACAGGCCUCUUCCUGGAAAAUCACACAGCCUGCCAUAUAAGUCCCGCAACUUCCUGCCGGCACCAUCAUAUUCCUCAGAUGAUGAGUACAGUCCUAAUGAUGAUGAUGAAGAUGAAGAUGAUGAUAUUGAGUCUGAUAAAAGUUCUGAAUAUGAGGACAUGUUUUGUAAAAGUCUCCCAGCCCAUCGGGACUUUCAGGGUCUCUCCUGGUUGAUUCCACAAACCACCGCUGACUCGUCUACUAGCAAUGAUGUAGAUCUUCACACUAGUAACCAAUCAACCACACUUCCUCCAGAGAACAAUACAGACGUGCAGUCCAUCGACCAGUCAGAAGACACGAUUCCUGCAGCUUCUGCAUUGACACACAGUAGCGAAGCUAAAUCACCGCUUAGUGAAGAACAUCUCAAUUCAGAUGUGUUAAAGAUUGAAGUGCAUUUGGAUGAAAAGAAGAACGACGAUUCAAAAGAUGUGGAGAAUGAUAAACACACACUGGUAGGUGAAGAUAAUUCAGACAGUGAACCCAGCGAACAAGACACUUAUUUUGGACCGGACUCAAUUCCUCCUUCACCAGAACCUGAACAAAUUGAGAUUGAGACCGACAGCACCAACGUUCCUGAGAACAUCCCAGCACCGUCUCCAACUGAGGAUGCUCAGCAGGUGCUGGAUGCUGACGGUUACCAUGGUAACAGCGAGGUAACAAUUACCAAUGAGCUCACGGAUGCAGCUCCUCAAGAUCAACCGCCGGAGGAACAAACGCAGAUUAUAAAUGAAACAAAAAUGGAAGAAAGUCAAACGGAGGAGGAUGAGAAGAGAGAGGAAACGAAAGUUAUAGUAGAGCUGGAACAAUCCCAGGAAAAUGAAGAAGAGAGGGAGAACAACACCAAAACCAAUACAGAUGAAGGAAAGUGUGAAGAUGUUGAGGAAGAUGCAAAAGCUCAUGAUGAGAACGAAGAACAUGAACAAGUAAACAUGACUGAAACAAAAGAACAUUUAGAGGAAGAUAGUGAGGAAAAUGCAAAAGAUGGAUCUAAAGAAGUAGAACAAGACAAAAAUAAAACUGAAAGACAAGAUGAUUUAGAGGAAGAUGGUUUAGAUUGUGGGGAAAAUGCAAAUGAUGGAUCUGAAGAAGGAGAACAAGACAAAAACGAAGCUGAAAUACAAGAUUUCAAGGAAAAUAAUGGUGAUUGUGAGGAAAAUGCAAACGAUAGAUCUGAAGAAGAAGCAGAAAUACAAGAUUUAGAGGAAAACGGUGGAGAAGGAGAUGAAAAACAUGCAAAAGAAGAAGAACAAGAAGCUGCAAGACAAGAAGACUUAAAGGAAAAUAAUGAAGAAUCUGAGAAUGUAGAAGGAGAACAAGACAAAAAUGAAGCUGAAAGACGGGAAGAUGUAGAGGAAAGCAGUGAAGGAACCUCUGAGGAGGAUGUGAAUGUAAAAACAGAAAGUUCUGCUGAGGAAAGUUCUGUUUCUCCUGAAGGUGGAGAUGAUGUGGAAAAGUCCACCUUGGUGCACCAACCAGACGAGAUUCAACAAGAGCACACUGAAAGCAAAGAUUUGAAAGAGAAGGCGUCUGUCAACCCAGACAAGAUCUCAGCCAAGCCUCCCAAACGUUCUCCACGCAAACCUGCGAAUCCAAUGAAAGCAGUUCCUGCCGUUCCUCCCAAACCUCAAAACUCCAAACUCACUGCGUUCACGCUCAGAAAACAGCUUCAGCACAAACAACACGAUGAUAAAGAAGCACAGGCCGAAGAACAUGGAGACGAGGAUGAAAACGCAGAGAACUGUAAAACACAGCUGAGCCCAGCUGAUGCGGACGAGACGAGGCUGGACGCCGAGGAUCCCAGAGAGAGACUGGGGACUUGGGAAGGCGGGAUGGAACGGAGGAGAGAGGACAGAGAGGCGAAGAGGAACAGCGGCAUCAGCAUGUGUUUCGAUGAAGCCGUCGCUCGAGCCACAGAGAAGAGGAGCCGAGAGAGAGGAAGCACAGAGAGACUGUCAGGAACGCAGUGGGACAGAGAGCCCCGGAAAGAUGGGAAAACUGACUAACGUGGACUAAUAACUAAGGAGGGGAACAACUGUGUAAAAUAUUAUGUGCAAAGGAAGGUUUUCACAUUUUCAAUCAGUAUACUCAUUUUCAUAUAAUAAAACAUGUAUAUGGGGUUAAAAGGUUUGUAUAGCUGAGAAAUGCAUCUGUUAAGUCCUCUUCCAGAACAACAAUUUACAAAUAAUUUACUCACCCCUUUGUCAACCAAGAAAUUGUGGUUUUUGAGAAAUGCAUUUCAGGAUUUUUCUCCUUAUAAUGGACUUCAUGAUUUUGAACUUCCAAAAUGUAGUUUAAAUGCAGCUUCAAAGGCUCUAAACGAUCCCAGCUGAGGAAGAAGGAUAUUAUUUAGCGAAACAAUCUGUAAUUUUUCGGAAAAUAAAAAUUUGUAUACUUUUUAAGCACAAAAGCUGGUGUAGCACAGGCUUUGGGAUGCGCGUCCAUGAUGCUACGAAUUAGUGGUGGGUCGUUCUUGAACGAUUUGUUCAUUUUUAAUGAAUCUUUAAUGUGACUCGGGAAGAACGAGUCGUCUCGGGGAGUGAUUCGUUCAGUCGCGCAUGCGCAACAUCCUAUUAGGUUCUGUACUGGAAUUACUUCAUCUGUUUCGAGUCUUCAGGUUUUUUGUGUUGUUCGUUCAUCUUAUUGGGCUGUCACGUGAUGAACGAACGACUCAAACCCGAAAACUUGUCAGAUAAGAGGUGAGGUGAGCUAAUCAUAGACUAAAGACCCAGGUAAACAAUGAAUGAAUCUUUUCUGUUUCUUAAAGUAUUAUAGUUUUGUCUUGUUUGUCGUGUGAUCAACGUUUGUGUAUGCAUCCUAUUAGGUUCUGUACUGAAAUUAGUUCACCUGUUUUGAGUCUUUGGGUUUUUCGAGUCGUUCAUUCAUCUUAUGGUCACAUGAUGCUGAUUUUGCUAAAAUGAACGAAAUGACUCAAAAACGAUUUGUUCAUUUUGCUGAACGAGACUCAAAGAUCCGAGUCGGUGAAAUGAUUCGAACUUCCCA